CAGGCCUUACAUAUUCCCAGCUGGUCCCGCAUAUAUUGCUACGUUGUACCUGGAGACCCGUUCCAUCAAUAGUUAACUUCCUCGCUCUCGAAUCGGUGACAUGAUCCUCCGCCACGACAGCCGUUCUUCCAGGCGGCCCAAUAUUUCGAAUCCGAUAUUGGCAUGCUCUGAGUUCCGGUGUUACCCCAGUGCGAACCUUGUCCUGGACCGAAACGUCCACCUCGAGGUACAUCCUGAAGUUUGCCUUUAUAUUGAGUGCUCCAGAGUAGGAGAAUAUCACCAUGUCUUCCCAUGACUCUCCUAGGACCUCGUUAGGCCAUGCGCCCUUGCUCUCUCUUGGACUAGGAUCCCGUCGUGGCUCUUUCGCAUCUCUCUCUGGAUCGGCUCCCGUCGAUAGGGAGCAACUAGCCCAAGCUCUAGAUAAGAUCCAUAAUGCCGCAUCUAAUUCAGAAACUCUUACAACGUUCAACGAAUUCGCACCGCCACCCCCUUCCUCUUCCAACGCCGAAAGCAAAAGUCUAGCUGGAGAUAUUGUGCAGAAUGGCCUCAGUGGAUUGUACAGCCGUUUUCGAGGAGCAGUUGGGGCAGGGAAGGACAAGACUCCACCGACGUCGAAUAGAGGUGACAAUGAAAGCUUAGGAACCUCUUCUUUAAAUAGUCAGAAUGUUACGACCCCAACCUCCAAAGCCUCAAUGGCUCCUACGAGAGAGGACAGCGGCAUCACUGCAUCACCUGUCCAGUUAUCCACCUCAUCAUCUCUUCUCCAAUCCCCAACUGCCUCGUCUUUUGCUGGUCAUUCUUCCGAAAGUCAGUCACAGACUAUGAAAUCUUCUAAAUCGUCUUUUGUAUCAACUCCAGCAACAUCCAAGGCGGCUACUUCCAGUAGACCAUCCAUAACGCCAAUGACGAAGGCUACAGCCUCAUCUGUAAUUGUUCCUACCGUUGCUCCAGUCAAUGUGAGUGCAUUCAAAGAUGGAGGUAAAGGUCGAGGCUCAACAGUCGAGUCCAACACAUCUGAGAGAUCCGAAUCUACGCCCUUGUUAACGGAUCCCCAAAGUCAUGAUAACUCAGCUACAUUCGGAUCUGGAGAACUACGCCAAAACCGCCAUCUGCCAAAGGAAACUGUGGAUGAAUCCGCGAUUUCAGAUACCUCUGAGGGCGACACUGGUACUUCAAAGGCCAUUCAGGACGGCAGCUCUCUCGGCGGCGAUGGCAGCGUCGAGUCCCGGAAAAUGGUAAAUGGCAAUUCAAAAACUGCCUCAUCAGCUUUAUCUUCGUUGCAAACUUCGGACUCGACGCGUACAACAGCUUCGUCCCGUGCUGGUGCCCCAGAGGUCCUGAGACGUCCCGCCGCCAUUGACCGCAUUGUUCAAUCGCGUUUACCAAAUUAUCAAGCAUCCAGAGCAUCUUCAACUGAUCGAUCAAGUACUACUGCAGCCAGUCCUAUAACCACGUCUGCACAUAAUAGUGUCAGACAUGAGACGUUCUCGCCUGAUGAAGGCCUUCCUGGUGGGUACUCGGGCCGCUACCGCAUUCCUGGGAUAACAACGAAUGAAGGCGCUCCUGAGGUUGUCAGCGCAAGACUUGAGCGAAUGAGAAAGCAAGUUUUGAGUAAGGAGUUUUGGAUGGCGGAUGAGAUUUGCAAGGAAUGUUUCCUUUGUGGUGACCCCUUUUCUGCAUUUCGAAGAAAACAUCACUGUCGAACGUGUGGUUGUAUCUUUGAUUCCAAGUGCACUUCCAUAAUUUCGGGUCAAAGAUUUGGUGUUCAAGGAUCGCUGAGAGUAUGCAAGACUUGUCUCGAUAUCAUCAACAGAAGACAUGACGACAGCAGUGGAUCGGAUGAUUCAGGUGAUGAAUCUACAUUGCCGACAUUUUUUCAGGCCCAACAAGCAAAGUUUGAAUCAUCCGGCAAGGCCGAACCUAUAGAGAUUCCUAGCCAUAAUGAGGCAGAAAGACUUGAAGAUAACGACAAGAGCAGUUUGGCCACUCCAAUGAUGGCAAUACCAGCCACUCGGAGGAUUGGUGAUUCUGCUAAUAGGCAAUCGUUAGUCUUGGACAUUGAUGCACCACAGCUAAGCCGUCCAAGCUCUGCAAGAUCUUUAAGAUCUAUGUCAGUUGGUGGCCGUCCAGCAUCUUCGGGUCACAAGAGGCACCAAUCAAAACAUAACUUUCUUGGACGUUUCAAACCGACAGCUGAAGAGCGGGCUCCUUUCCACCGCGGAGUGGUGGAUGAUUUGGCAAAACGAUCACGAUUACCGGCCUUCCACGAUGACAAUAUCAUUGAUCCGGAUUUAGCGCCAUAUAUGUCAGACGAGGGUUCAAGUGGAGAUGAGCAGAUGAGCAUCUUCGCGACUAUGAAUGGUGCUAGCACUACGAGUGCAAGUUUUGAAAAUGACAGAUCCGGGUUUGGCUCAUUAUUGAGCGCCAGCAAGAAAAAUAGGACCAGAGCUGGCGAGAAGAGUGUCAGCGGUAUCAGUUUCACAAGUCGUGGUAUUGACGAGGCUAGUGGAGGUGCUUAUACGGGAGGGUUCACUCGACCUAACCGGCGACGAAACCUGAGUACCGCGAGUAAUAAUCUACACCACUCUCGAAGUUCUCCACGGCAGCUAGUGCCAGGGUUUGGUAACCUGAAUGAAGGGUCAGUGGCUUCCGACAUCUUGUCAUCUACGCCGACAAUUGGUCCGUCUAGAAUGACCCGGAGUGCCUCCAUGAGAGAUGCCAAAGCGCCUGCAAUUGAGUUAAACGAUGCCAGUUUACACCACGUUCGACGGUUGCUACAUCAAUUAUUGGAAGACGAGAAUAUACCGAACAUAUCAUCCUGGGAGAAGGCCCUCAUUCCAAUUCUCCUACAAUGCACGGACGAUGUGAACCCCGAUGUGCGUCGGGGCGAUGACAUUGACAUCCGCCACUACGUGAAAGUCAAGAAAAUCCCAGGAGGCAGACCAGGUGAUACUGCAUAUGUAUCUGGAGUUGUUUUUUCGAAGAACCUCGCACUAAAGUCCAUGCCUCGCAGAAUCUCUAAUCCACGAAUUGUGAUCGUGUCAUUUCCCAUUGAAUACCAGCGGCAUCAGCAUCACUUUAUGAGUCUUGAACCUGUCAUAGCUCAGGAGAAGGAAUUUUUAAGGAAUAUGGUGAAUCGUAUCGCUUCCCUCAGACCUCAGCUACUUCUGGUCCAGAAACACAUAUCUGGGCUUGCUUUGCAAUACCUGGCAGAGGCCAAUAUCGCUGUGGCAUAUAAUGUGAAGCAAUCUGUCAUCGAGGCUGUAUCCCGUUGCGCCCAGACAGAGAUAAUCUCUUCGAUAGAUAUGGUUGCGCUGAAACCGGUCCACAUCGGCAAGUGCGCUGGCUUCGAAGUUAAGACUUAUGUUCAUGACGAUAUUCCUGGAAAGAAAAAAACGUACAUCUAUCUCUCUGGCUGCCCCAAGGAAUUAGGUUGUACUAUCGCGCUCAGAGGAGCAAACAUGAACAUUCUCUCUAAAAUGAAGCGGAUCACCGAAUUCAUGGUAUAUGUUGUCUAUAAUCUCAAACUCGAGACCUGUCUGAUGCGUGAUGAGUUUGUCCUCAUCCCAUCUGUUGCAGAGAACGGCGGGAGCUUCUCCCCAAACAGGCAACAAUCAUCACAAUCACUGCAGUCCCGAACCACAGAUCUGUCUCCUCAACAUGACUCUAUAGCUGCAGCCAGUAACAAGUUACAAGCCGUGGUGGAGACCGGAAGGAACCCGCAAGAACACCAAAGUGAGAACGAUGUCGGGCAGAAAGACCAAGGCGGAGUUCAAGAUAACCGUUCGAACACUGAUGCAAGCAAUACGGACGCCGCUCAAUCCCCAGAUUCUGGCAACCGACCUGUGCAUGAGCCCAACUCGAAGACCCCAAAGUUCAUCUCGGCCCACGAAUCUCAUGCACAAGGCUCUCACGAAGAUCAGUUGCCCGAGGAUAUUCCCAUGCCUACCUUCUACAGCGAUAUGGUUGCAAAGCACCAAACCAAGAUCUUGUCUGCUUCACCUUUCGUUAAAUUCCAGCAGCCAUACCUUCUGAUGAGGGCAAGAGAGCAAGAACGAAGACUUGUAUAUCUGAAAAGGCUGCGGGAUCAGGAUACUUUUGAGGAGCAGACUGAAACUGAGAAGUCGAAGCCGCAGAAAUUCCAGCUCAUCAAGCCUGAAAUGGUCCAUGAAACAGUGCAGAGAGCGCCGAGGCAGAUUAUGGAGGUUCUACAUGCCGUCCACGAUGCCGAGUACGAUAAAGCUUUGCACAACUAUCAGACCCAGACACGUCAGUGGGAGAAUUACAUCCAAGGAAACAUUAAUUUAUUUGAUCCAUCCGCGCAUCAGAACAUUACUGUCUUGUACACGGUAGUAUGCACUGAGACAACCAUUCCCUGUGCCGGGCCCGAGCUGCUAGCAUUGGCAUUUUAUAAUGAGCACGAAGUAUCCCCAGACCUGGAUCCGGACUGCACUCUUGGCCAGUACGUCGAGGAUUUGUGCCUAAGUGCAGACACAAUUUGUACUUCCAAUGGAUGCGAGCGGAAAAUGUCCGAACACCAUAGAACGUAUGUCCAUGGCGAGGCACGCAUAACGGUGUUUGUUGAAAAGUAUCCGUGCAAAAUCAAAGGGCUACAUGAUUCCAUUCUUAUGUGGAGCUAUUGUAAGAUAUGUAAGAAGGAGACGCAGGUCAUGCCCAUGUCUGAAAGUACCUGGAAAUAUUCAUUGGGAAAAUAUCUUGAACUCUCCUUCUGGAGCAGCGAGUUGCGUCUAAGAGCGGGCCUUUGUCCCCAUGAUAUUCAUCGCGACCACCUGCGAUAUUUUGGCUUCCGGAACGUUGCAAUUCGCAUACAUUACGAUCCCAUUGAUUUACUGGAGAUAAUUGUACCGCGCACCAGGAUUACUUGGAAGGUGGACAACGAUCUUAAAUUAAAGAAUGACCUGUUUACAAAGAUUGAAGAGCGUUGGAACCGGUUCAUGGCCUCGGUCAAUUCGAGAAUCAAAGGCAUCAACAUUGAUAGUGUUGCCCCUGAGAAAGCCGAGGCUUGCAAAGCGGAGGUGGAACGACUCACCAAGCUUGCACAAGAAGAGCACGCUGCUCUCAUUCGGAAGCUCCAGGCAAAGUAUAUGGAAUCCAAAUACUAUGAGAUCAUUCCACUCAAUAGAGCUGUGAGGGCCAUGCAGGAGAAAGUUGCUCAAUGGGAUGAUGCGUUUGCUGACUUCGACGCUAAUUUCUUCCCUUCUGAAAAAGAUAUUCGGAGGCUUGCGGCACUGCAACUGAAGAAAAUGUUCAUGGAUCGCGAUGAAUCGACAACCUCUAUAGCAUCCCCCGAGGGUGCGGAACUAGCGUCUGAUGUAGACGAGAAGUACUCGAGUGCAUCUCUUGAACUGACUCGAAACCCUUCGAACGUUACUACCGAAGAAGCUCGCGAUGUCCUAACGUCCGUUGUAGAAGAAAAUCCAACAACAGCUGUCCCUUCAGAAAGCCAGGAUACGCCGCCGAUGCCGAAAAUUCAAUCAACUGGUCCACAUGCUCUUGCGCUUGAUCAGGACGGUAUUGAGCACUUGGAUCUUGCCCUUCCUCAGAAGAGCGAUCCAGUUAAUAUAACGCCAUCGAAAACGCCAACGCCGAAUGAUCAUUUGAGCCCCAUUAGUCCAAUGAACGACGAGGAAAGCUGUCCUUCGCCGUUAUCCAAUUCUCCAUUAGAAGCAACGUUAUCAGAGAAAAUCGAAAGGCUUCGAAGGGCCAAUCAGAACAGCCAAAAUGCACAAACUGGGACUCGGGCAGAUCCAUCUGGGAUGCGAAGACCCUCCGACAGAGGCUUUUCUCGGCGGGCAGGCGCUGCUACUUCUCCUCCACUGGGACGUACACAAUCACAACCAGCUGGCACGCUACAUCGCGUACAUCCAACCCCUAGCAAAACGUUCACGAGACAAGGAGAUUCUAAGAAGGUGAACGAUUCUCUGCCGAUUCCUGUGGAACCUCUGAAACCUUCUGCGACAGAACCUGCAAAGCCGACUGAAAAGAAGCUUUCAGAAAGGCUGGGAUUAGGCACCCUGAAGUCUCACCGGAAAGCAGGACAUUCCCUUAUCCCAAGAUCCAUUAACCAGCGCAAAGAAUCGAAUGUCUCUACGUUAGCAAAACACUUUGAGCAACUAAGCCGAGAGUUUGAAAAGGAGCGUCUUCGAGACAGGAAACAACGCGCCGCGAAUGUUACACAGUCGAGGGCCUUCCCGAAAGCUUCCUCAAAACCCAUCGUUGAGGUUUAUAAAGACGUCAAUGAAGCAGUCGAGGAGCGUGGACCUACAGACGAAGAUUUAAUGACCGUCCAACCAUCGAAUUCUGUCAAUGAGUCAAUCAGUAUUGUGGAAGGACUUGCGGAUUUAAACUCGGAGUCCACAGCUGGCAGUACCGGCCCCCAUUCACCAACUGGCACUGCUGCCACAGUAGAUGAGACUGCCACAGAGCCUGAAACGGACGGUCACCAGCAGAGCGUCAGCCAAACUGGUUCAGAUGAUGAAGGAGCUGCAAGCGACGUCGAUCAUUCUUUGCUAGACGAUAUCAUUCCUGGGGCGGCGGAGAUAGCAGAGUCCCUAAGAAAGCCGGACGCUGAUAUGCCGCUGGAAAUCCCAAAACAUGAGAAGUCAAGUCUGAUGAAAAUAUUAACUAACUUUUGGGCUGAAAGAUCUGCGAGUGGCUGGACACCUCUCGAGUAUCCCAUUAACGCUGGCGAUCACAUAUUCGCUGAUGAGGACAUUAUUAUAAGGGAAGAUGAACCAAGUUCAUUAAUAGCCUUCACGUUACAAUCAGAGCAUUAUAGGUCCAAAUUGGCGGAAAUUCGCAACCAGGGAUCGCCUAGUAAGAAUGAGCAAGACUCUUCUACUUCAGGAAGGAUGAACCUAUCAGCAGAAGGUGGUAGGAACCCUGAUAUUUGUCAGGAUGGUGUCGAUCAAGCAGAGGUAGAAACUUCUCUGCUCCGUGCCACCGGAACGCAUUUGGCAUACUCCUUUGUCGAUUCCACAGCAAGGAUGCAAUGCAAAAUCUUCUUCGCUGAACAAUUCGAUGCGGUGCGUCGAAAAUGUGGGGUUGCCGAUCGCAUUGUUGAGUCGUUAUCACGGUGCCUCAAGUGGGAUUCUAAGGGAGGGAAGACCAAAUCCGUUUUCUUGAAGACCUUAGAUGACAGGCUUGUCCUCAAGUCGCUUUCUCCUAUCGAAACGCAGGCUUUUCUCAGAUUUGCACCGGCUUACUUCAAUAUAAUGGCUGAAGCUCUCUUCCAUGAUCUCCCGACAGUUAUCGCGAAGAUGCUCGGUUUCUACCAAAUUGUCAUCAAAAACCCAGCCACUGGGACUGAAAUCAAAUGGGACGUACUUGUCAUGGAGAAUCUCUUCUAUGAUCGUUCUCCAACACGAAUCUUUGAUCUUAAGGGAUCAAUGCGAAACCGAAAGAUUCAGUCUACAGGAGAGCAAAACGAAGUGCUCUUAGAUGAGAACAUGGUCGAGUUUAUAUACGAGUCUCCUCUUUUUGUGCGAGAACAUUCGAAGAAACUCCUACGUGCAGCCAUUUUCAAUGAUACACUUUUCCUGCAGAGGAACGAUGUGAUGGACUACUCGUUAAUGGUGGCUGUCGACGAGGCUCGCAAGGAGCUGGUCGUUGGCAUCAUUGAUGUCGUCCGGACAUAUACAUGGGACAAGAAACUAGAAUCAUGGAUAAAAGAUCGGGGUUUCGCCGGUGGUGGACGAAAUCGACCAACAGUCACCUCACCAAAGGAAUACAAAAGUCGUUUCCGAGAGGCGAUGAAUCGAUACAUUCUUCAAGCUCCAGACAGCUGGUCCCAAUGGCCGCAGGUUGAAACUCGGCCGCACAAGGAAUCAAAGCACGAGGCGCCAGUCGACAAAAGGGAUGUGGACAGGUAGCGUGAUACAACCAGCGUUGGUAGUGCAAGGGCACUUAGCUAUAAUAACUUGCCUCCAGAUGUUGACAAUAGCAUUUUAUUUACAGAUCGCUUUUUAAUUAAUGCUGAUCAAACCUACCACAG
Molecule: messenger RNA, 8014 nt
Organism: Amorphotheca resinae ATCC 22711
Lineage: Eukaryota; Fungi; Ascomycota; Leotiomycetes; Helotiales; Amorphothecaceae
Exons: 7
Coding region: 282-7892 (2536 amino acids)
Biological process (GO): phosphatidylinositol phosphate biosynthetic process
Cellular component (GO): endosome membrane; fungal-type vacuole membrane
Molecular function (GO): metal ion binding; ATP binding; 1-phosphatidylinositol-3-phosphate 5-kinase activity
Source: RefSeq, a predicted model, not a curated record